CGGGGCCGGAAGCCGGAACGCGCUGGGCAGGGUGUUCCGCGUUCGCGGGAGCGGCGGGCGCGGGCUGAGGCGGCCGCGCCCCGCCCGAGCCCCGGGGCCAUGACCGAGUACAAGCUGGUGGUGGUGGGCGCCGGCGGCGUCGGCAAGAGCGCGCUGACCAUCCAGCUCAUCCAGAACCACUUCGUGGACGAGUACGACCCCACCAUCGAGGAUUCAUAUAGAAAACAGGUUGUUAUUGAUGGAGAGACGUGCUUGUUGGACAUCCUGGACACUGCAGGGCAGGAGGAGUACAGUGCCAUGCGUGACCAGUACAUGAGGACGGGGGAAGGAUUCCUCUGUGUCUUUGCUAUUAACAACAGUAAAUCAUUUGCUGAUAUUAAUCUUUACAGAGAACAGAUAAAGAGAGUGAAAGAUUCAGAUGAUGUGCCAAUGGUGCUAGUUGGGAAUAAGUGUGAUUUGCCAACCAGAACAGUAGACACGAAACAGGCUCAAGAAUUAGCAAAGAGCUAUGGAAUCCCCUUCAUAGAGACAUCUGCUAAAACACGACAGGGUGUGGAAGAUGCUUUUUACACACUGGUGCGAGAGAUCCGGCAGUACAGGAUGAAGAAGCUCAACAGCAACGAAGAUGGGAACCAAGGCUGCAUGGGAUUGUCUUGUGUUGUGAUGUGAUAAGAUGCCAAGGACAUGUGGGUCAGAUGCAGCUGCUGGACGAGUCUCGAUGCUACUGUCCUGCAUCUCAUGCUGAUGCCCUGCAGUAUUUUGGUGCCAGUGACCAGAACCUUGGUACCAGUUAAUUAGCACAAGGUCCUUUCUGUGCUCCAUCUGAAAAGAACAUCUCUGGCAUCUACCUCCUUGCUCAGCCAAUGGAGCAGUCACAUCUCUUGAUGUACUGGGAUUCUUUUCUCACUGUGUUAUGUGGGUUUGUUCAAGAAGAAAACCAGUCACAGGAAAAGUGAACGAUAGAGACUAAAUGCUGUGAAAAAGAUGACACUUUACCUCUAGAGUAAAAGCUAGAAGUGAUAUUUGUCCCCUUUUUGUUGGAUUCUGAUUUGCAGUGCUGUCAGAGGAGUGGCACUAAUCAUUGCUUGGCAGGUAAUGUCAGAAAUGGUUUUGUCACCACAAAUGCUCUGUCCCAGGUUGGUAUCUGCUCUCUCUGCACCUGUACAGCCUAUUUGCAACAUCUCUUUUGUGCCAGGAGUACCACUUAACGGAUCCUUCACUUUCUGUAAUAAAAAGGACAUAUCUUUCCUAACUUAAGUGCCUGUUUGCUAAGAAGAUUUGAAGUUGUCCACUGUUCCCUUGGGUUGAGGAAAACCCCAAGGACUGGAAUUUCCUGGGAGCUCAUUUUCUUAAGCAGGCAAGUCUUGUGUGGGUGAUCUCUUGGCCUGACAGGAUACUAAAAGAGGAAUUUGUAGGCUGGAAGAUCUGGCAGGCACUUGUAAGACUCUUUAACUAGGGAGGGGGACAAGACUGCAUCUGUGUUCUACUUUCUUUAUAGGUGGAACUGUUUAUAUUCUGUAUUGUCUUUCUGCAGCAUUCAGAUCUCUUCCCUUUCCAAGAUGGACCAAAUCAGUCAGCUGUUAAUUUUUAACAUUAGCUGCCAACAUUUAUGGGCAGCUUCUCAACGGUUAAUCUAGUAACUGGAGGUUAGUUAGUUAGGACAGCUGUUACUCAGCUCUGUCUGUAGCUUGCAAAUUAUUUUAUUCUAAAUUAUUUUCUUACCACUAGACUGUUACCAUUGUCUCUUCAAAAUGUCUCUCUGUAACAUGUAGUUGGAGAGUCUUCUUGUCAGGGGAGCAGCAUGGGGAUUCAGGCUGACUCUGGUGCAGGAGUUGUCACAGAGUUGGUACGUCCCCACUGAGGGGAAAAGGCAAGGAGCUGCAACAGAAAACUGAGCAGCUUCUGAUUACAGCAUCCUUGCAGAAUGAGGAAGGAAGUGAGCUCAGUGAUGAUUCUGCAGAGGGUGUACAAUAAACUGAUGGGAAUUCUGGGCUUGUUCAAACAGCCUCCGAGUGUGAGAGAAUUGCUGUGCAAGCUGGAUGUGUUCUUCCUAGAACAAAGCAUUGUCCCCUCGUGUAACUGGGACAACCAAGUGUGGUCACUGUUGCAAAACCUACCGGUGUUCUUGGAAUACUGUGUUCUUCUCUAGUUCUUGAGCUGCUGAUAGUGGAUUCUGCUCUGUGUGGUCAGUGUAUCCCACAGCGAAGCUGAAUUUCCAGUUCCUGAUGGAAGAGUAAUAAGCAUUCAGCCAACAGAGGGAGCGUUCAGUCAGUCUGCCAAACCAGUGUGAGCAGAGAGAUUUCAAGAGGCUUAAUUUCAGUUUGUUGGUGUUGGAUUCAUACAACUUAAUUUGGAGUUCUCAGUUUCAAAUGGAAAUCAGAAAUUGGUAAAUACUGAGAGAAGAAAUUGUUCCUUUUAAUACUCCUUCUUUUGCUACUUACAUUCUUAAUUCUCUUCUUGGAAUUAAGAGGAUCAAUCUGCAUCAAAUUUUCUUUACCUGUGAUAAUCCUUUUAAGUACUUCUUGCAAUUUAUUUUACCCUUGACUGAUGUGACACUGGUAAGAAUUAAAAAUACAAUAUUUUUACAUAAAACAUUAUUUUCCAGCAACAUACACAGUGGUAGGCAGCAUUAUGGAUAGCACUGGCUGUGACUCAAAUUUGUUUGAGGAUGAUCUCAUGCCUGCAAGUUAAAAGUGACAGAAUUGCCACCACUGCACAUAGACUCAGCAUUUGGAAAGACAGCAAAGCAGAGGUCACGGUGUGUUGGAAUGGUGACGUCCUGUCACCUGGUUUCAUGUGUGGCUUUUGUUUAUUUGGGAAACGUAGGAGUUUCUUUCCUGGCAAGCAGGAUUGCAGAGUUCAGAGCAUGGCCACGUGCUGCCCAUGGCCAUGGGAAGCCUUUGCAGCUGGCAUUUGAUGUUUGAGGGUUGCAUGGUCAAGUAUGGAAAAUUACUUCUUUUGGAUGGAGGUUCCUCGUAGUAAUUCUCUACAUUGUGUGUCAUGUUCUAGUCAUUAAAAUGUACUGGCUGUAACUCCAAAAGUUGUAGAUUCUCAGAAUUGUAUGAGAACUGGCCAAUGUAUCCACUUGCUUUUUGGUGUUCUCUUUCUCUUGGGCUAUAUAAAAUCUUAAAAGGGAAGAAGAGCUGGUAAGAUGAGUCCGUAUGUAUUUCAUGUUUGGAACCUCAGAGGGGGGUGCAUGAGCUUUUAGGAUGCUGCAGAGCUGACCUACACAGGCAGUGCUCCCAUCUGCAUUAUUUUGGGUUCAAAUCUAGUGAAUGAUAGAAAAUCAGGGUGCUGUACUAGUUGUAUGAAGUAAAAAGUUGUACUUUGUUUCCAGCUAUCUAUGUAAGAGAACCUUGACUUUGGUGGCAACUGAGAGAGAACUGUGGAAGGACAAACCUCCCAGAACUUUUGGGAAAAUUAUUUAGAAGAUAAGCACAGAAGUGUUUGCACAAGAACAGGUCCCUGGAAAAGGUAGUUUUGUAGAUUUAGUCCAAAUGUUGUUAUUUAGAACUAGCAGCUUAACACCUUGUUGAUGCGAAGCUUACUUUACUAUCUUAACUGGGAAGAACAGACAUAAACAGCUGUGAGGUAAAAUACUAAAGAAGAGUAAAGCUCUUGUUCAAAAAUUACAAGUGUCAACAACUGAAAUAAAUGUUUCUGUUAUCGUGGAUUGAGAACAGCUGUUUGAUGAGAUCAUGUAACUCUGUGGCUUGUUACUGUUGGUGUUCCCACUCCAUGGUCUUGUUCAAACAACACUGCUCAAGUUUUGUUCUUACUCGUAUCAGUAGGACUUUGGAUAGUAACCAUGAUGCUUAAGUCAUGAUAAUUGUUAACACAGUUUGAUGAAAGCAAUUUCGGGCCUAUGGGGGGAAGGAGAGCAGUGGAAGUUUGAAUUACAUUCUGAUCUAUAUGUGGUCCUCCUUUACUCCUCAAGCCUUAAGUGACUGUAUAACCUCCAGGAUGGUAGGGAAUUGUUGGGAUCUGGACUUAUUAUUCAAGGGCUAAUUUGUUGUUACUUUGUAUAAUUAUUUGCUUUCAAUAAUGCAUCUCUUUUGGUUUGAAUUGAAGUAAAUUAUUUUGCUUCUUAAAUAACUUUUUUAAAGAAUAAACUUGGAAUUCUUUGGUUGUU
Molecule: messenger RNA, 4132 nt
Organism: Apus apus (common swift)
Lineage: Eukaryota; Metazoa; Chordata; Aves; Apodiformes; Apodidae
Gene: NRAS
Product: NRAS proto-oncogene, GTPase
Exons: 5
Coding region: 100-669 (189 amino acids)
Biological process (GO): Ras protein signal transduction
Cellular component (GO): plasma membrane
Molecular function (GO): GDP binding; GTP binding; GTPase activity
Source: RefSeq, a predicted model, not a curated record